UGCGUCGGGCUGCAGGAGAAGAUGGCGGUCUCCACAGGAGUUAAAGUUCCUCGUAAUUUUCGCUUGUUGGAAGAACUUGAAGAAGGACAAAAAGGAGUAGACGAUGGUACAGUUAGCUGGGGCCUUGAAGAUGAUGAAGAUAUGACACUUACAAGGUGGACAGGCAUGAUUAUUGGGCCACCAAGGACAAAUUAUGAAAACAGAAUAUACAGCCUGAAAGUAGAAUGUGGACCUAAAUACCCAGAAGCUUCUCCAUCAGUUAGAUUUGUAACAAAAAUUAAUAUGAAUGGAAUAAAUAAUUCCAGUGGGAUGGUGGAUGCACAGAGCAUACCAGUGUUAGCAAAAUGGCAAAAUUCAUAUAGCAUUAAAGUUGUACUUCAAGAACUAAGACGUCUAAUGAUGUCCAAAGAAAAUAUGAAGCUUCCACAGCCACCAGAAGGACAAACAUACAAUAAUUAAUUUUAGUGGAUCUCAAACUUGUCUUAAAUCAGCAACCUACUCAUGUUAAUGUCUUGAUUAAAUACCACAAUGCAAAAUACCCACACAUUAAGUAAAAGAAUUCCAGCUGGUAAACAUGGCUUAGACAUUUGUAAGAAUAUAUUUAAUAUAUGUACACCCAUUAUGUUUUCAGGUAACAGGAGGAAAAAUGCAGCACAGUUUUUUUUCUCUUGUUAAGGCACUGUCAUUUACACCUGGAGUACUCAAAAUAGAAUUCAGGUUUACAAGAUGAAAGCAUGGCGAGAAGUGUCAGAUGGCAGUGGAAGCAUGGUAUGUUUCUGAAAAAGAUCUCAAGAAGGAAAAAGAGAAAUGGCAUGCUUUGUCCAUCUUGCUUAGUGAAAGAGCUGCAGUUGAAAUUGUUUAAAGUAGCAGGUACAAUGAAUAUUGUCACAAAUUGUGUUAGUUUUUGAAGAGGUGUGGGUGCUGACUACUAGUAGUAUCAAAUAUGUUCAGGAUUGUUUUGAUA
This is a messenger RNA of Cynocephalus volans (Philippine flying lemur), 964 nucleotides long. Its product is annotated as ubiquitin-conjugating enzyme E2 variant 2-like. The transcript has a single exon. The coding region runs from base 22 to 459 and encodes 145 amino acids. The record is from RefSeq and is a predicted model, not a curated record. Gene Ontology annotation, biological process: DNA damage tolerance; protein K63-linked ubiquitination. Lineage: Eukaryota; Metazoa; Chordata; Mammalia; Dermoptera; Cynocephalidae. Gene Ontology annotation, cellular component: nucleus.